CUUCAAAAUCUUGAAAAAAAACCUUAUCUUUCUAUACUCAGUACCUUAGCCGUUAUCUCUAUAGCAACUCAACAAUGGCUUCUUCAGUUUCUUCUCUUCAAUUUCUCUUUGUCACCCCACAAACCCUUUCUUCUCUAAAACCCCACAAUUCCACUUCAACUUCAUUUUCUUUCUUUUCGUUACCAUCAAAGAAUCUUUCUUUAUCUUCUUCAACAACACCACCUUCUUCUUCUUCUUCUUCUUCUUUUAAGCCUUUUGAGUCAUCUUCUAGGUUUGUAUGUAACGUGGCGUUGUCUGAAUUUGACCAACUGGAAGACGAUGUUGAAGAAGUGGAGCAACCUAAUUUCUCACCAGACCUUAAACUGUUUGUUGGUAAUUUGCCAUUCAGUGUUGACAGUGCUGCUCUUGCUGGUCUUUUUGAACGUGCUGGAAAUGUCGAAAUGGUUGAGGUUAUAUAUGACAAGCUUACAGGAAGAAGCAGAGGGUUUGGUUUUGUGACAAUGUCUAGUAAAGCUGAAGUGGAAGCUGCUGAACAACAAUUCAAUGGAUAUGAAAUCGACGGGAGGGCAUUGAGGGUGAACUGUGGGCCACCGCCAGAGAAAAGGGAGAAUUCUUUUGGAGGUGGACGAGGUGGAAGAAGUGAGAAUUCUUCUUUUGGAGGUGCACGGGGUGGUGGGAGAAGUUUUGAUAGCUCCAACAGAGUCUAUGUAGGAAACCUUUCAUGGGGUGUCGAUGAUCUCGCACUAAAAGAAUUGUUCAGUGAGCAAGGCCAAGUUGUGGAUGCCAAAGUAGUCUAUGACAGAGAUAGUGGUAGAUCAAGGGGCUUUGGAUUUGUAACAUACAGUUCCGCUAAAGAGGUCAACAAUGCAAUCGAUAGCUUGAAUGGCGUUGACCUUGAUGGCAGGUCCAUACGCGUAAGCGCUGCUGAAGAGCGUCCACCCAGGCGUCAAUUUUGAAUGUGUUAAAACUACAUCUUUUUGACUGGGUAUAAAAGCUUGAGGGCCUGGAAAUGAUUAAAAUCGCGGUAAAGCUCAUCAACUGUUUGCACCUUCAACACCUGCUACUUUUACACCAAAGUUGGUACAAAAUUUUGGUAUCUGCAUCUAGACUAAUGAGAGUAUUCACAAGUAUAUUUUCUUUUACAAGUGUAUGUUCUAAAAUUGCCUCGGGAAAAGAUUCUGACCUGUAAUUUAUAUCCAUUAGCUGAUAAUGGACUAGACGAUGACAUGUUAGAUCACUCUUUGGGAUGUA
Molecule: messenger RNA, 1251 nt
Organism: Lycium barbarum (goji berry)
Lineage: Eukaryota; Viridiplantae; Streptophyta; Magnoliopsida; Solanales; Solanaceae
Product: 29 kDa ribonucleoprotein B, chloroplastic-like
Exons: 5
Coding region: 75-956 (293 amino acids)
Cellular component (GO): cytosol
Molecular function (GO): mRNA binding
Source: RefSeq, a predicted model, not a curated record